AUGGAAAGCAGUAGUAAAUAAAUCUAAGACAUCUUAUCUAAAAUAUCAUUAGAAAUUAUUAAUGAAAAUGAUUUUUUAGGUUAAAAUGUGUAAACUCCAAUAUAUAUAGCCUAAGAUAAGUUUGCUGGUAAAAAAUAUGAAGUGUUAAUAGUUUAAGAUAGCUGUGAUAGCUAAAAUGUUUACAAUCAAUUUUUCAGUAAAGUGUUUUAACAGCAACUAAUUAAUAGGCAUAUAGAGUUAGUACCAAAAAUUGUUAAACAUAUUCAAGAAAAUAAUAUUUUGGUUUGCUAAUUUGAGUAUCCUGGUAUCCCAUUGCAAUAAUUUGCUUAAGAAAACCCUUUAUUUUUUGAGAGAGUUAUAUAAAUUAUUCAACAAUUUACGUUCUCAUUUUGCGAACUUUUGAAAUUAGGAUUUUACUUUUCCUUUUAUGACUUUAGCAAUAUUAGAGUUAGAAAUGACCAUAGUAUUUAUUUAUCUCCUUUUAAUCUUUAAAACUAAAACGAUGCAUCAUUAGAGCUUAAAAAGGAAAUCUACUAAAAUUUUAUAUAAGGAAUUAUUGAUAUUUUAGAAAGAUAAAAUAUUGAUACUGUGGACACUAAUAUUUUGCAAUUAGAUAUUAUUUGCUAUUUAAAACAAAUAAAUUUACAAAUAUAAUCUACAUAAUAUGACUUUUAAUCAACUCUGCAAUCAAUUUAAAAUGGUUUAAAUAUUUAUGUUGCUAAGAAAUCUAAAGACAUAAUGAGAGAAAUAGAACUUUUGAGAACAAAAGGCGAGUUUAAUAGAAUGGCUUUAUUGCAAUAAAUCUUAAUAUAAAUAGAUCCAUGUGAUUUUUUUAUGUAAUAUGAAAUGGGAAUUACUUAUAAAAAGCUCAACAAAAUAGACCUUGCUUUGAGACAUCUCAAAAAAUCAGUAGAGUUAAAUUCUUCUUUUGACUAAGCAUAUGUUGAAAUAGGUACAAUUCAUCUAUAUGAGUUUAUGGAUAUAGAUUAAGCAUAAUAAUACUUUUAAUUAGCUAUUGAAAACAACUCGUUAAAUGCUGAUGCCUAUUUUAAUUUAGGUUAUUGCUAUUUAAAUAAGGGACAAAGUGAUCAAUCAAUACCACUUUAUAAAAAGUGUUUAGAAAUAAAUGAUAAGCAUGCACAGGCUUUGCUUGACCUUGGCUGGUAAAGCUAUUUACUUGGAAAUAUAGAAUAAGCCUUAGAUUAUUAUGCUAAGUCUUUUGAUGCUGACAAAACAAUAGACUCAACUCUCUUAAAUACUAUAAACUGUUUAUACAUUCUUAAAAGAUAAUAAGAGACAAAGUAUUUUAUAGAACUAAUAUCCUCACUAGAUGGACUUCUUAAGUAUACUUAGAGAUUAAUAGUUUUAGAUCCUCUUAAUAGUUUUUUAUAUCAUGAUCUAGGCAUCAUUUAUUUGCUAACUGGUGAAAAUAAUAAGGCAAAAAUCUCAUUUAAAAAAUGUUUAGAAGUAAAACCUGAUUACCUCUAUAAAGAUUUUUUGAAGGAAAUGAUAGAAAAUAUUUAGAAUUCCUUUUGA
This is a messenger RNA of Tetrahymena thermophila SB210, 1536 nucleotides long. Its product is annotated as tetratricopeptide repeat protein. The transcript has a single exon. The record is from RefSeq and is a predicted model, not a curated record. Gene Ontology annotation, molecular function: protein binding. NCBI's taxonomy places the organism in Eukaryota, Ciliophora, Oligohymenophorea, Hymenostomatida, Tetrahymenidae.